AUGGGCUGGACGAAUGUUGCCGACGAUUUCUUCACAGUAGAACAUACAAUGUUGGAUCAAACGUUGCCCGACCAUCUACCGAAAAUUGUUUCCCUUCGAAUUCUAUUUACACGCUAUCUCGAUUUCAAUGCUGUGCCUCGUCGCUCUUUUUUCCAACUCCUGCGAUAUUUCGCUACCGAUGAGCUCGAACGCGAAAAACUUGAUGAAUUUGUAUCGAUAGAAGGAGCGGACGAAAUGUAUGAUUAUUGUCAACGCGUGAAACGUACGACCUGGGAAGUAUUGUCCGAGUUCCGGUCCGCAAGGAUACCAAGAGAGUAUGUCUUUGACUUGUUCCCUCCACUGAGACCGAGAGAGUUCUCAAUUGCUAGUUCCGUCGAGUUCCAUCCCCGUGAAAUCCAUCUCUGUGUUGCUAUAGUACGCUAUCGCACAAAGUUGAAAAUGCAUCGGAAAGGCGUCUGCACUAGUUAUCUAUCAGGGCUCAAAUUAGGAGAUACCCUUCGUAUCGGUCUCAGAAAGGGCUUCAUUUCACUUCCUACGGAUCCAAACACACCAGUGGUGUGUGUGGGUCCAGGGACAGGCAUCGCACCUAUGCGUGCCGUCAUUGAACAACGCAUACACGAGGGACACACUAAUACUACCUUAUACUUCGGUUGCCGUUCUGCACACAAGGAUCAGCAUUAUCACGCGGAAUGGGAAUCUCAUGCGGAAGAACGAAAACUGCGGUACCGCGUUGCGUGUUCUCGUGAUGGACCAGAGGGCGUCAAACGGACGUAUGUGCAAGAUCUGAUGAAAGAGGAUGCACAGUAUAUUUGGACAAUGCUGGGGCAGCAACGAGGCAUCCUUAUCAUUUCAGGUUCUUCGAACAAAAUGCCUACUGCCGUCCGUGAAGCUGUGCGAGGUGCAGUAGAGAGGUUCGGAGGAAGGUCGAAUGCUGAGGCUGUGGAGUAUGUUGCUGCGAUGGAGAGGGAGGGAAGGUUAAUUGAGGAAUGUUGGAGCUGA
This is a messenger RNA of Suillus discolor, 999 nucleotides long. RefSeq lists its product as uncharacterized. The transcript is spliced from 7 exons. Lineage: Eukaryota; Fungi; Basidiomycota; Agaricomycetes; Boletales; Suillaceae. Bases 1 to 999 code for a protein of 332 amino acids. Gene Ontology annotation, molecular function: oxidoreductase activity; flavin adenine dinucleotide binding; FMN binding. Gene Ontology annotation, cellular component: cytosol. The record is from RefSeq and is a predicted model, not a curated record.